Messenger RNA from Erinaceus europaeus (western European hedgehog), 10685 nucleotides. RefSeq names its product FAT atypical cadherin 4 (gene FAT4). Gene Ontology annotation, biological process: cell-cell junction assembly; calcium-dependent cell-cell adhesion; adherens junction organization. Gene Ontology annotation, molecular function: calcium ion binding; cadherin binding. Lineage: Eukaryota; Metazoa; Chordata; Mammalia; Eulipotyphla; Erinaceidae. The record is from RefSeq and is a predicted model, not a curated record. Bases 124 to 9456 code for a protein of 3110 amino acids. The transcript is spliced from 16 exons. Gene Ontology annotation, cellular component: adherens junction; catenin complex; plasma membrane.
CCUGCUCACCUUGUCCUGUAGGUGGAGGUCACCUUGCAGGACAUCAACGACAACCCGCCCGUCUUCCCGACGGACUCGCUGGAUCUGACGGUGGAGGAAAACACGGCUGAUGGCGCCAAGAUCAUGCAGCUCACUGCAGUGGAUGCUGACGAGGGCGCCAAUGCGCUGGUCACCUACUCCAUCGUCAGCGGGGCCGAGGACAGCUUCCGCAUCGACCCACGCUCGGGGGACCUGGUGGCCACGCGCCAGCUGGACCGUGAGCUCCGUGCCCAGUACUCGCUGCUGGUGCGUGCGGACGACGGGCUGCAGGCCUCCGACCUGCGGGUCAGCAUCACCGUGAGUGACCUCAACGACCACGAGCCCCGCUUCUCACGGCCCGUCUACUCCUUUGACGUCCCGGAGGACACAGCCCCGGGCUCUCUGGUGGCCGCAGUCCUGGCGACAGAUGCUGACUCAGGGCCGAAUGGGGAGGUCACCUACCUGGUGGCUGAGGAUGACGAGGACGGGCUGUUCCUCCUGAACCCCGUGACGGGCGCCUUCAACCUGACCCGGGCGCUGGACUUCGAGAUGCAGCAGUUCUACGUGCUGACGGUGCGGGCCCAGGACGGCGGGGGGCAGGCGGCCUCGGUGAGGACCUACUUCAACGUCCUGGAUGUGAAUGACAAUGCGCCCGCCUUCGCCCAGAGCACCCUCAGCGCCUCACUCCCUGAGGACCUGCCUGUGGGUGCCUCUGUGCUGGCGCUCAAUGCCUCGGACGCCGAUGACGGCGUCAACGCGCAGCUGGCCUUCAGCAUCGCGGCGGGAGACAGCCUGGGCCAGUUCUCGGUGGACCCGCAGGGGGUGCUGCGCGUGCGCUCGGCCCUGGACCGCGAGGCCCAGUCCUUCUACGAGCUGGUACUGCAGGCGCACGACCUGGCGGGGCCGCCUGCCCCCCGCUUCACGGCCACCGCCCAGGUGUCCCUCAUCCUGCUGGACGUCAACGACAACGCGCCCCGCUUCCUGUCGCCACCGCGGGCCUACGUCCCCGAGAACACGCCCAGCGACACGGUGGUCUUCAGGGCCCAGGCCUCGGACCCCGACAGUGGUCCCAACAGCUACGUGGAGUACUCGCUGCGGGACUCGGCGGGCGGCCGCUUCCGCGUGGGCACCGUGGACGGCGAGGUCCGGCUCACGGGCCCGCUGGACCGCGAGGGCGCGGCCAACUACACGCUGACGCUGGUGGCCACCGACAAGGGCCGGCCAGCACUGUCCUCCUCCGCCCUCGUGUCCGUGAGCGUGCUGGACGUGAACGACAACGAUCCGGUCUUCGCGCGGGCCGCCUACCACGUGGAGGUGAGCGAGGCCGCGCUCCCGGGCAGCGAGGUCCUGCAGGUGUCGGCUGGCGACGUGGACGAGGGCGCCAACGGGCAGGUGCGCUACAGCCUGGUGGCGGGCGACGCCCAGGACUUCCGGGUCGACUCAGUCACCGGGGCCGUGGCCGUGGCCCGGCCGCUGGACAGGGAGCGGACGGCCUCCUACCUGCUGACCGUACAGGCCAGUGACCGGGGCAGCCCCCCGCGGGCCGCCAGCGCCACGGCCACCAUCGUCCUACGUGAUGAGAACGACUGCACACCCGCCUUUGAGCUGUCCCCCUACGUCCUCAGCAUCUCCGAGAACCUGGGGACACUGCCCAGCACCGUGCUCCAGGUGACGGCCAGAGACGAGGACCAGGGCCCCAAUGGCCAGCUGACCUACGCGCUCCUGUCCGGGGACGGCGACGGCACCUUCACGCUCUCGGCCAGCGGGGAGCUGCGGGUCACCCGGAACCUGGACCGCGAGGCCCGAGCGUACUACGAGCUGACCGUCACGGCAGUGGACGCGGGCUCGCCUGCCCUCACAGGCACAGGGACCAUCGUCAUCACCGUGGUGGACGUGAAUGACCAUCCUCCCACCUUUGCCGGCAAGACCUUUUUCGCCUCCAUCCCCGAGGAUGCGGAGACCGGAACUGAUGUCUUACUGGUCAGCGCCACCGAUGCCGAUGCCGGCACCAACGCGGUCAUCAGCUACCGGCUCCUGGGCGGCAGCUCCCAGUUCACCGUGAACCCGGCCACCGGCCAGAUCAUCACUAGUGCGCGGCUGGACCGCGAGGCCCAGGACGGCUACACGCUGCUGCUGGUGGCGGCCGAUGCCGGCACCCCCGUGGCCCUGUCCAGCUCGGCCAGUGUGCUGGUCACCGUGACGGACGUGAACGACAACCCGCCCAAGUUCCAGCAUCACCCCUACGUCACCCAUGUCCCGGCCCCCUCACCUGCAGGGUCCUUCGUCUUCGCAGCCACCGUCACCGAUGAGGAUGAGGGCCCCAACGCCCAGCUUCACUUCUCCCUGUCUGGUGGCAACGCCAACAAGUUCACCAUCGACCCCCUGCGGGGUGCCAUCAUGGCCGCCGGGCCGCUGUCCGGGGGCUCGGAGCUGACCGUCACGGUGCAUGUGCAGGACGGCGGCGCGCCCCCCAGGACGGACGCCACCACGGUCACCGUGCGCUUCGGUCGCAAGGCCGACUUCCCGCGGGUCAGGGCCGAGGAGCGGACGCACGCCUUUCCCGAGAGCCAGCCGGCCGGCACGCCCGUCACCCGUGUGGCCGCAACCUCCCCGAGGGGACAGCCCCUGUCCUUCUACCUGGCCAGUGGCAACCUGGGCGGCACCUUCCAGGUGGACCCGCUGGGCGGGCAGGUGUCCAUAGCCCGGCCGCUGGACUUCGAGCGGACGCAGCGCUACGAGCUGUGGGUGGAGGCUCGGGACGGCGGCUUCCCACCCUUCUCGUCCUACGCGAGGCUGGAUGUGUCCGUGCUGGACAUCAACGACAACGCCCCGGCCUUCACGCGGGAUCCCUUCGAGGCCGAGGUGCCGGAGAACCUGCCCGCCCGCAGCCUGCUGACCGUGUCCGCCGUGGACAGGGACAGCGGGCCCAACGGGCAGCUGACCUUCGAGAUCAUGCAGGGCAACGCAGAGGGCGCCUUCAGCCUGCACCCGGAUACGGGCGAGCUGCGCAGCCUGCGCCCGCUGGACCGCGAGCGGACGGCACUCUAUGAGCUGACCGUGCGGGCGGCUGACCGGGGCUCCCCGGCCCGCAGCGCCUCUGCCCGACUGCUGGUGCGCGUGCUGGAUGAGGACGACAACGCCCCCCGCUUCUCCCAGAUCUUUAGCGCCCGCGUCCCCGAGAACGCCCCGCCGGGCACCACGGUCACCCGGGUGACCACCACAGACGAGGACGAGGGUGGCCACGCCGUGAGCCGCUACUCCCUGGCCGACACCGGCCUGCCCUUCUCCAUCCACCCGGGCACGGGCGACAUCGUGGUCAGCCGGCCGCUGGACAGGGAGCACGCCGACCGCUACCGCGUGCGCGUCUCGGCCCAGGACUCGGGCUGGACAGUGAGCACGGACGUCACCAUAGAGGUGACCGACGUGAACGACAAUUCCCCACGCUUCAGCCGGCCGUCCUACCACCUGGACUGCCCUGAGCUGGCCGCGCCGGGCGGCCGCGUGGGCCAGGUGGAAGCCUCGGACCCAGACGUGGGCGCCAAUGGGCAGGUCUUCUACGUGCUCAAGGCGCCCUCCGAGCUGUUCCGCGUGGAUGCGGCCUCGGGCACCAUCUUCAACAAGCAGCCUCUGCGCUUUCACAACGCCAGCCGCAGGCUACCAGGCGCCAACCGGCACAGCUUCGUGGUGACCGCCUCGGACCGCGGGGUGCCUGCCCUGCUCAGCGAGACCACGGUCACCAUCUCCACCGUGGACAGCAAUGACCACGCGCCCCGCUUCCUGCAGACCGGCUAUUCCACUCCCGUGCCGCGCGGCGUGGCCGUGGGCACCCGCCUCCUCCAGCUGGCGGCCGUGGAUGAUGGCGACUUCGGGCUGAACGCUCAGGUGGAGUACGCCUUCGCCGACGGGGCGGCCUCCGCGGGCAGCUUCCGGCUCGACGGGCAGACUGGCUGGGUUUCGGUGGCCGCGUCCCUGGAGGCCGAGCUGGACCGCGAGUUCCUGCUACCUGUGACAGCCAGGGACCGGGGAAGCCCGCCACUGUCGGCCCAGGCCACUCUGCGAGUGCUGGUCACCGAGGAGAACCGCCACACGCCCGAGUUCUCCCAGGACCACGUGCUGUUCAGCGCGCCCGAGGGCCUGGCCGUGGGCAGCACGCUGGGGACGCUGUCCGCCCGGGACCGGGACGCGGCGGCCAACGGGCAGGUGCGCUACGCCAUCGUGGAGGGCGACGCCGACGGCUUCUUCGAGCUCAAUGUGUCCUCGGGCGCCCUGAGCCUGGCACGGCCGCUGGACUUCGAGGCGCGGCAGCGGCAUGAGCUGUCCGUCACGGCCACGGACGGGGGCUGGGCGGCCAGGACGGGCUCCUGCCACGUGACGGUGCAGGUGCUGGACGAGAAUGACAACGCUCCCGAGUUCCGGCCGGCGGAGUACUGGCCAAGCGUGCGGGAGGACGCGCCCAGCGGCACCACGGUGCUGCGGCUGCGGGCCUGGGACGCGGACUCGGGCACCCAUGCGCUGACGGCCUACGCACUGCAGGCCGCCGACACCGACCUCUUCCUGCUGGACCCCAACACGGGCGCGCUGACCACCCAGGGCUUCCUGGACUUCGAGGCGCGCCAGGCCUUCCGGCUGACCGUGCGGGCCUUCAACGUCCCGGACGAGGCGCGGUUCGGGCUGGCCACGGUGCACGUGCAGCUGCAGGGCGCCAACGAGUUCCUGCCGCGCUUCCUGGCCCGUGGCUACACCUUCCGGGUGUCAGAGGCCGCGGCGCCCGGCGCACCCGUGGGACAGGUGUUUGCCGGCGACCGUGACCUGGGCCCCGACGGCGAGGUGAGCUACCUGCUGCUGGGCCCCGGCCGCCGUGCCUUCCGGCUGCACCCGCGCACCGGCCGGCUGGAGGUGGCCGCCCCGCUGGACCGCGAACACCGCAGCUGCUACGCCCUGCGCGUGCUGGCCAAGAACCCCGGCGCCAUCCGUGGCCCUGACGUGGACGAGGUGGCGCUGAACGUGACGGUGCUGGACGCCAACGACCCACCGGCCUUCAGCCAGGCCGAGUACCGUGUGCGGGUGAGCGAGGCCGCACCUCACGGGGCCCACGUGGCCUUCCUCAGCGCCCUGGAUGCCGACUUGGACCCUGACUGGAGCCGCUUCUCCUACGCACUGGGCCCGGGCGAGGGUCAGGCCUCCUUCUCCAUCCACCCGCAGACUGGCCAGGUCACCGUGGCGGCCGAGCUGGACCGCGAGGCCCGGCCCGUGUACAAUCUCACGGUGCUGGCAGUGGACGAGGGCUCGCCCCCCGCCACGGGCAGCGCCACCCUGCUGGUCACGCUGGAGGACGUGAAUGACAACGGGCCGGCCCUGACCGUCACUGAGGGCUCGGUGCUGGAGAACCAGCCUGCCGGCACACUGGUGAUGGCCCUGCAGGCCUCGGACCCCGACCUGCCGCCCAACCAGGGACCCUUCUCCUUCCACCUGCUCAGCUCCACCCCGGACGCCGGCUUCUUCAGCCUCAGCCCCGCCGGUCUGCUGACCACGGCACGGGAGCUGGACCGCGAGCAGACCGCCCGCUUCCAGCUGGCCGUGGUGGCCCGGGACUCGGGGGCACCGCCCAUGUCCUCCACGGGCACCGUGCGCGUGGCGGUGGCUGACCAGAACGACAACCCCUCACGCCCGCGCGCCCUGGAGGUGUGGGUGCACUACUUUGGCACGUCCUUCCCGGGCGGCGUGCUGGGCUCUGUGCGGCCACUGGACCCCGACGAGGACGACGCCUUCCGGUGCUCACUGGCCGCGGGCGCGCCCGGGCUCUUCAGUGUGGCCGCCGGCUCCUGCGAGCUGAGCGCCCGGCCGAGGACCGGGGAUGGCACCUUCGACCUGCGGGUGCUGGGCAGUGACGGCCGGCACGAGGCCGUGCUGAGCACCGUGCGUGUGGUCUUCUCGGGCCUGUCCAACGCCACCCUGGAGCGCAGCGUCCUGCUGCGUCUGGCCACGCCCAGCCUGCCGGGCUUCCUGGCCGACCACUACCUGCCCUUCCUGCGCGUGGCCGGGGCGCAGCUGGCCGGGCUGGGCACCGCGGUGCAGCUGUACGCCGCCUUUGAGGACGCUGACCGCACCUUCCUGCUGGCCGCCGUGCGGCGGGGCCCCGGGCUGUACGUGAGCGCUGCGGGAGCGGCCACCUUCUUCCAGAGCAUCCGCGGGGCGCUGCUGGCGCAGAGCGGGGUGGCCCUGGAGGCGGCCGACCACAACCCCUGCGCGGCCGGGCCCUGCCUGCAUGGGAGCAGCUGCGAGCGCAAGCUGGCCGUGGGGCCCGGGCUGCGCAGCCUGCAGACGGCCCCGCUGGUGCUGGUGGCACCCCAGCCACUGCCCCCCUUCCUGUGCCACUGCGCCCCAGGCUACACGGGUGCCCGCUGCGAACAGGAUGUGGACGAGUGCCAGCCGGCGCCCUGCCACCACGGUGGCACCUGCCUCAACCUGGUGGGCGGCUUCACCUGCAGCUGCGCCCCUGGCUUCACGGGCAGGGCCUGCGAGCGGGACGUGGACGAGUGCCAGGAGCCCCCCGGGCCCUGCCGCCAUGGUGCCCUCUGCCAGAACGUGCCAGGCGGCUUCCGCUGCAUCUGCCGGGCCGGCUACACAGGGGAGACGUGCGAGUCUUCGGUGAACUACUGUGAGUGCAACCCCUGCUUCAAUGGCGGGUCCUGCCAGAGCGGCCUGGAGGCCUACUACUGCCACUGCCCCUUCGGUGUGUCGGGGAAGCACUGCGAGCUCAGCAGCUACGGCUUCGAGGAGCUGUCCUACAUGGAGUUCCCCAGCCUGGACCCCAACAACAACUACAUCCACGUCACGUUCGCCACGGUGCAGAGCCACGCCCUGCUGCUCUACACCCACGACAACCGCAGCGGAGAGCGGGCCGAGUUCCUGGCGCUGGAGGUGGCCGGGGAGCGGCUGCGUCUCUCCUUCAACCUGGGCGGCGGCACCUACCGCCUCACCACCACGAAGAGGGUGUCCGACGGCCUCUUCCACACCGUCACGGCUCGCAGGGCGGGCAUGGCUGCCUCCUUAACCGUGGAUGGGUGCUCAGACAGCCAAGAGCCCGGCUACUGCACCGUCAGCAACGUGGCCGUGUCAGAUGACUGGACCCUGGACGUCCAGCCCAACCGCGUUUCGGUUGGUGGUGUGCGCUCGCUGGAUGCCAUCCUGCAGCGCAGGGGCCAGGUGGAGAGCCACGACUUUGUGGGCUGCAUCAUGGAGUUUGCGGUGAACGGGCGGCCACUGGAGCCCAGCCAGGCAUGGGUGGCGCAGGGCAUCGUGGACCGGUGUCCCCGGCUGGAAGGUGCCUGCUCCGCUGUCCCCUGCCAGAACGGAGGCACGUGCACGGACCGCUGGUCGUGGCAGGAGUGUCGCUGCACGGAGGGGCUGACCGGGCAGUACUGUGAGCAACCCAUCUCCGAGAACACGGCGCUGACCCUGGAGGGCUCCGGCCGUCUGGAUUACCACCUGAGCCAGAGUGAGAAGCGUGAGUACCUGCUCAGGACCAGCCUCCACGGAGUCUCCGAGCCCUUUGGGGUGAGCAGCCUGGAGGUGAAGUUCAGGACCAGGAGCGAGCAGGGCGUCCUGCUCCACGUGCAGGAGAGCAGCAACUACACCACCCUGCAGAUCAGGAAUGGCAACGUGCACUUCACCUCGGACGCGGGCGGCGCGGGCAGGGUGGAGCGGCACAUCCCGGAAGUGUACGUGGCGGACGGCCAAUGGCACACCUUCCACCUGGGGAAGAACGGGACAGCCACGGUGCUGUCGCUCGACGGGGCGCCCAGCAGGGCCGUGCCGCACCCCACGCAGGACUUCGGGGGCCUGGAAGUGCUCACCAUCUCCCUGGGGGGCAUCCCCCCUGGCCAGGGCCAGCAGGAUGGCUGGACAGGCUUCCGGGGCUGCGUGGCCUGGCUGCGCUACGGAGAAGAGCGGCUGCCCUUCUCGGGCCGGCACCGUUGGGCCUCGGUGUCCAGCGUCCCCCCGGGCUCCGUGCGGCCCGGCUGCCUGGGCCCCGACGUGUGCGCCAGUGGCCCGUGUCCGGCCGGCCAGCUGUGCCUGGACCGCUGGGGCGCCUUCGCCUGCGCGCCGCCCGGGGCCUGCGCCUCCCACCCCUGCCUGCACGGCGGCCGCUGCGAGCCGCUGCCCUCGGGCUUCCUGUGCCGCUGCCCCGCCUCGCACGCCGGCCGCACCUGCGAGACCCCCGCCGCCUGCCUGGGCGUGCGCUGCGCCCCGGGGCUGCUCUGCCGGCCCGCCGGCUCGGCCCACGCCUGCCUGCCCGCGCCCGGCCCCGGUCCCGGUCCCGGCCCCGCCGCGCCCCCCUGGGCCCUGCCCGCCGCCCUGGCCAGCGGCGCCGCCGCGCUCGGCCUCCUGCUGCUGCUGCUGGGCCUCGGCCUGUGCCGCCACCGCCGCCGCCACGCACCCAAGGGCGCGCACAAGGGCAGCGAGAACGGCGCCUUCGACGGCCGCGACCACCUGCCCUUCGCCGACGAGCUGGCCGUGCGCAAGCAGCCCGAGGGCACCCCGAGGCCCGACGUGCUGGAGCGCGAGCACCCCUACCUGCUAUUCCCCACGCCCGCCGUGCCCAGCGCCCCGCCCGCGCUGCCCGCGCCCCUGGGCGCCCCGCCCGAGCUCUACGACAUCGACGCGGCCAGCUCCAUCGCGCCGUCCGACGCCGACGUGGUCCAGCACUACCGCCACUUCCGCAGCCGCGGCCCGCGCCUGGCCCUGCAGCGCCGCAGCCCCCUGGGCCUGGCCCGCGCCUCGCCCGCGCCCCUGGGCGCCUGGGGGGCCCCGCUCGGCCUGGGCGCACCCGGCUCCCCGCGCCGCAGCCCCGCGCCCGCCGCGCCCCGCCCGCGCCGCAGCCCCGCUCCCACAGACCCCGGGCCACCGCGCCUGGGCCGCCGGCCGCGCCCCGCUUGCGCACCCCUGGGCGCCGCGCCCCCUGCGGGCCUGAGCCUGGACGAGGUGGAGCGGCUGCACGCGCCCCGGCCCCGCGCGCCCAGCAUCUGCAGUGCCGACCACGGCCGCUCCUCGUCUUCCUCCGACGGCCGCCCGCCUGCCCGCGCCCGCAACCCGGCCGACGGGCUGCCCGCGCCCGACGACUCGUCCUCUGACAGCGACUCGCACGCAUCCUUCACCUGCUCCGAGGUGGAGCUGGAGCGGCCGCCGCCCCGCGCGCGCCGCCUAGGGGACUGGGCCGACGGGCAGGACGCGGCCCGCAGGGCUGGGCGCCGCACCCCGGGGCGCGGGGCAGAGGAUGCGGCUGCGCUCGACUGGGAUGGGCUGCUCAGCUGGGGCCCCGGUUUCGGGCACUACGUGGACGUCUUCAGGGACCUGGCGUCUCUGCCCGAGCAGGCGGCCGGCCACGACGGCCAGGGCGCGGCACCCAUGGGCGGGGAGCCCCCGCAGGGCCCCUGAGACUCAGACCCCAUGGGCGGAGAACCCCGCAGGGCCCCUGAGACUCAGACCCCGUGGGUGGGGAGCUCCUCGCAGGGCCUGUGAGAGGCGGGACCCCAGAGCCCAGCCCCUAUGGGCAGGAACCCCCCCCCCCCACCCCAGGGCCUGUGAAACUCAGGGCUCAGCACCCUGAGCGAGAAGCCCUGUAGGGCUUUUGAAACCCAGACACCAGGAUGAGGUGACCAUUGGCAGGGACUCCUCACAGGGCCCAUGAGAUUUGGACCCCAGGGCACUGCACCCACAAGCAGGGACGCCCCCCCCCAUCCCCGCGAGGCCUGUGACCCGUGGGGACUCCAAGGCAUGGCGCCCAUGGGCAGGGAGUCCCCCUUCCCAUGCACACGGGGCUCACGGGGCUCGUGAGGGGCUCGGACUCCAGGGUGCUGCCGAACCUCGGGAAAGAGGGGCCGUUGGGGAACAGGGGCCUCAGCCCGAAGCACUCUGCGGAUCCCAGGGAUCUCAGGCCGCAGCGCCCUGCGGAGUCCAGGGGCCACAGGCCAGGAUCAGCUGCAGGGACUGGCCGCCCCCUCCCAGACUCUCCUUCCCUUUGUGACUCUUGGAGUUGGGGAGGCCCCAGGUGGGGUGUAUGGUCCCCACCCCCACCAGCGUGGACGAGCCCCCCAUGGAAGACGAGGAACUCACACCCAGGAGAGGCCACGCCAGCUUCUGGAAUGUUCCAGGCCCCAGAACUCUGACGGAGGGUAGUGGAGGCGCUCGGUGAGCACAGUCCAGCUGCACUCAUGCCUUCUGCUUGGAUCAGGCUCACAGCCGCCGGACACGUUAGCUGGAACGUUUUACCGUAAUUUAUUAAGGAAGGUUCCGUGUCUUCUAGAAUGUUCUAAGAAUCAGCCUAACAGAGUCUGUGAUUGGACUCCUUUUGCCAACAGAAACAAGUCCCCAGUCUUUCUAAUUUAUAAACAGGCAAAUGUCAACUCGUCUCCUGUCAUUUUGUAGUUUUGUUUUUUUUUUUUAAUACUGUGUAAAGACUAUUUUUCUUUUUCACCUGAGCUGUUUGAUACUGAUAUUUUCCUAUGCUGAAAACGUUUCUUACUUUUGGGGGAGGUAAGAAAGGACCUUUUUAUACCUGUUACUUCUGUAACAUUAAUAUUUUUCACAUUUGAUAUCUGUAACAUACUGUAUGCUUUCAAAGUGUGAAUGCCAACAAUAGAAUUAAAAUAUUUAUUUAAAACUUC